Prunus armeniaca (apricot) is the source of this 399-nucleotide messenger RNA. Lineage: Eukaryota; Viridiplantae; Streptophyta; Magnoliopsida; Rosales; Rosaceae. The record is from the annotation of a GenBank genome assembly.
AUGUUCUUGCUUAUCUUUCUAGUCUGUCUGAUGAGCCAAACACUAGUCACUGAUUCGCUAUUCGACAAGCUACGGGUGCAUGUUGUCAACAGCUUCCAAAACGAGACUCUCGAAGUUCAUGGUAAAUCCAAGGACGAUGAUCUCGGGCUUCACCAUAUUCCCGUGAAUCAGGAAUUCAAUUGGCAUUUUUGGAUUGCCAUUUUAAAGAAAACUCUCUUCUUCUGCGAUACGUGGUGGAGGGGUGGAAAAGCCAGUUUCCAUGCCUUUUCUGCCGAAGAAGGUUUUCUCAAGUUUUGUGGUGAUGGAAAUUGCAUGUGGAGAGCAAAUGAAGAUGGGAUGUCCUUGCUUGAUUAUCACCACCAACAAUAUCAUCUCAUGCAUAGAUGGGAAUCAUCCUAA